Molecule: messenger RNA, 894 nt
Organism: Phycomyces blakesleeanus NRRL 1555(-)
Lineage: Eukaryota; Fungi; Mucoromycota; Mucoromycetes; Mucorales; Phycomycetaceae
Exons: 1
Coding region: 1-894 (297 amino acids)
Source: RefSeq, a predicted model, not a curated record
AUGAAGCUUUCCCUUGUUUUUGUUGCUCUUUUUGCUGUAGGCCACGGGUUGCCCAUCUCUCUUGAUGAUUCGAUUUUAGAGAGUUCGACCGUGGAAAAUAUAGAGCCAGCAAAUGAGCCAUUUGUGGUCCAGAUAGACCAGUUUACGCAACUAGUCUCCACCCAUUUGCACUUUGACCAUCUCGAACCUAUCAUUUCGACCACAUACCGCGAGAUAUCUGGACAGCUUCAGCAUCACAUCGAGAUAACCGUCCACGAUACCUCACUAGAUACCCAGCCUUAUGAUAACAUCCGUCAGCAUAGUUUUCAGCAGUCUCAAUCCCUUGAAGGCAUGGAUAUAGAAAUCCUUCAGGCACAAAUAUCUGGCGCCAUCCAGGCCCAUACAGAAGGAAAUCUUCCUCUCGCGUGGGACAAGGUUGCGGACAAGCUCAGUCGACCUGCCCUGGAAGCAUAUUUGGCCCAGCUAAUCUCAACCCGGUGCGGGAUAAAUGCUGGAUUUCCAGUCCAGGCAGACCAAGCAGACUCGGGCUGUCUGAUGGAAAAGGCCGUCAGUCUUUCUAGUAGCAUCGACGACUAUAUCGCCAACAAUCUUUCCGAGACGUUCUUGACACUCGACCAGACCGUUUUGCCAGACUUACUCGAGCACACGGCCAGGGACCUCAAACAGGUUCUCGAUUAUUUUAAUGCGGUAUUUUUAAGACACGACGAGAGACAACUUUCGCUUCGGGUGAUACCUUGGAACGAGCACACAAAUCACGCCAAUAUUGCAGACACCGCAAACAUAGAUAUUCAGACCUUUAGUUCUAAGCUCCUUCAACUUGCAUCACGAUCCCUCUCGAGUGAUGAUCACCCUAUCGAAUUCUUCUUCAACUAUGCCAACCUAGCAAGAGUCUAA